AUGAUGGCGGCGACAACGGCGACUCGGGUGCGAGCGGGGACGCGGCGGGCCCCAGUGCUCUGCCAGAUGCCAUGGCUGCCGCUGAUGCUGGUGGCGGCGGCGGCGGCGGCGGCGGCGGCGUCGGAGCAGCAGGUGCCGCUGGUGCUGUGGUCGAGUGACCGAGGCCUGUGGGCUCCUGCGGCCGACACCCACGAGGGCCAUAUCACCAGCGACAUGCAGCUCUCCACCUACUUAGACCCCGCCGUGGAGCUGGGACCCCGAAAUGUGCUGCUGUUCCUGCAGGACAAGCUGAGCAUUGAGGACUUCACAGCAUAUGGUGGCGUGUUUGGAAACAAGCAAGACAGCGCCUUUUCUAACCUGGAGAAUGCCCUGGACCUGGCCCCCUCCUCUCUGGUGCUUCCUGCCGUUGACUGGUAUGCAGUCAGCACUCUGACCACUUACCUGCAGGAGAAGCUCGGGGCCAGCCCCCUGCAUGUGGACUUGGCCACUCUCCGGGAACUGAAGCUCAACGCCAGCAUCCCGGCCUUGCUGCUCAUCCGCCUGCCCUACACAGCCAGCUCGGGUCUGAUGGCACCGAAGGAAGUCCUCACGGGCAAUGAUGAGGUCAUUGGGCAGGUGCUGAGCACACUCAAGUCAGAAGACAUCCCCUACACGGCAGGCCUUACGGCGGUCCGCCCUUCUAGGGUGGCCCGCGAUGUAGCCAUGGUGACUGGGGGGCUAGGUCGCCAGCUGUUGCAGAGAACGGUGGCACCACCUGCGAUCAAUGCCCCCGUAAGUUACAAUGACACUGCCCCCCGGAUCCUCUUCUGGGCUCAAAACUUCUCAGUGGCAUACGGGGAGCAUUGGGAGGACCUGACCUCCCGCACCUUUGGGGUCCAGGACCUCAACCUGACUGGCUCCUCCUGGAACGACUCCAUUGCCAGGCUGGUGCUGACCUAUGACUCACUCUUUGGGACCAUGGUGACAUUCAAGUUCACGCUGGCUAACCGCUUCUACCCGGUGUCUGCCCGGCACUGGUUUACCUUGGAGAACCUGGAAAUCCACAGCAAUGGCUCCGUCGCCUACUUCAAUGCCUCCCAGGUCACGGGGCCCAGUAUUUAUUCCUUCCACUGCGAGCAUGUCAGCAGUGAAAACAAGGAUGGCAACCUCCUUGUGCCUGACACGCAGCCUUCUCUUUGGCAGAUGACUUUUCGGGACUUCCAGAUCCAGGCCUUCAACGUGACAGGUGAGCAGUUCUCCUAUGCUAGCGACUGUGCAGGCUUCUUCUCCCCGGGUAUCUGGAUGGGGUUGCUCACCUCCCUGUUCAUGCUGUUCAUCUUCACCUACGGCCUGCACAUGAUCCUCAGCCUCAAGACCAUGGACCGCUUCGAUGACCACAAGGGCCCCACCAUUGUUUUGACCCAGAUUGUGUGA
This is a messenger RNA of Rangifer tarandus platyrhynchus (Svalbard reindeer), 1413 nucleotides long. The record is from the annotation of a GenBank genome assembly. Lineage: Eukaryota; Metazoa; Chordata; Mammalia; Artiodactyla; Cervidae.